Molecule: messenger RNA, 897 nt
Organism: Hydatigera taeniaeformis
Lineage: Eukaryota; Metazoa; Platyhelminthes; Cestoda; Cyclophyllidea; Taeniidae
Source: the annotation of a GenBank genome assembly
AUGAGAGUGGAUUCACCAGACUUCAUUGCAAAAGCAAACCCCUGUAUCUCCUUUGUAGAGCGAUCAACAAUACCUGUGAUUCGAGUGGUAUCCUCUCUUGACACAAAGGACAAAAUCGAAACGUCUCAAACAAAACAAUUGGAUUACGACUUCGUGGAUUCGCAUUUCACUGACCUAACUUACGGCUACUGCCCGACGAUAGCAGCUGAUAUAGAAUUAGCAUCGAUGAAUGAUACACCUCUUAAUUCGGAUUCUGAUUUUGAAAGUUAUUUAUACUCGCUCGAACCAAUGGAAAUGUUGCCAGAACUCGAUAGAGAUACGCUUUCUGAUGCUCUCAUUAAAUUAGAGAAGUUUACUACUCUGCAGUCUGCUACCGAAGUCGAGGCGAUGGAAUGUGACAGGCCUGACAUGGAAGAAGACAAUCUUUCGCCUUUGGGCAGCCCUCAACUUCAUAACAUUUUCUCGUCAAAAUCCCUUGAAGAUCUUGCCAAUGGACCUGAGUGGGAAGAGAUUUUCUCACAACAGAACACUCUGAUUGAGCAGCUUGUGGAAAUUGUCGAUAAUAAAUCGGGACGGCAUGAUUAUGAAAAGGAAAAGGCGAGAAACUCAAAAGCCUCAACCGCCGAUAUCGUAUCGCUAACCAAAGAUUGUGAACUCCAGUCCUCCACGACUCAGUGCAACUUCGCCGAGGACAGGGAGAAGGAUCGACGGCAACGCAAUAACGUAGCAUCUCGAAAGUCGAGGGCCAUGAAGAAGGAGCGCUUUGCUGCCAUGCAAAGCGAGAUCGACCAGCUUCGUGUUGCUAAUCGCAAAUUAAAGGAGUUCGUGGACGAAUUGGACUCGGCCAUUGAUGAGGCCAAGGCUAUUGUCCUUCCAUCAAAUAGCCCAUCUAGGUAG